Messenger RNA from Naumovozyma dairenensis CBS 421, 1695 nucleotides. Its product is annotated as sugar porter family MFS transporter. The coding region runs from base 1 to 1695 and encodes 564 amino acids. The transcript has a single exon. Gene Ontology annotation, cellular component: plasma membrane. The record is from RefSeq and is a predicted model, not a curated record. Gene Ontology annotation, biological process: transmembrane transport; carbohydrate transport. Gene Ontology annotation, molecular function: carbohydrate:proton symporter activity. NCBI's taxonomy places the organism in Eukaryota, Fungi, Ascomycota, Saccharomycetes, Saccharomycetales, Saccharomycetaceae.
AUGUCUGAGGUGAGCGAACAAAAUGUGGUAGAUUCCACAAUUGUUGAAUCUAACAAUGAUGUAGGAUCAUACCAUUCUGACAAUAUUUCCGAGACCAAGAAAGACAUCAGUGAUUUUGAUGAAGCUGCUGCUCCAGUAGAAAUUCCAAAGAAACCUGCUUCUGCUUAUACCUCUGUGUGUAUCAUGUGUUUAAUGGUUGCCUUUGGUGGUUUCAUAUCUGGUUGGGAUACUGGUACCAUUGGUGGUUUCAUGGCUCAAACUGAUUAUAUUAACAGAUUCGGUAGUACUCAUCCAAGUGGUACUAAAUAUAUGUCCAAAGUCAGAACUGGUUUAUUGGUUUCUAUUUUCAAUGUCGGUUGUGCCAUUGGGUCUGUCUUCUUAGGUCGUUUGGGUGAUAGUAUUGGUCGUAGAAAGGGUAUUGUUGUCGGUGCUAGUAUCUAUAUCGUUGGUAUUGUCAUUCAAAUCGCUUCUAUUGACAAAUGGUUCCAAUAUUUCAUUGGUAGAAUUAUUGGUGGUUUAGGUUCCGGUGCUAUUGCUGUUUUAUCUCCUAUGUUAAUUUCUGAAGUUUCUCCAAAACAUUUAAGAGGUACUUUAGUUUCAUGUUAUCAAUUGAUGGUUACGUUUGGUAUCUUUUUAGGUUACUGUACUAAUUAUGGUACUAAGAACUACAACAACUCAGUCCAAUGGAGAGUGCCAUUAGGUCUAUGUUUUGCCUGGGCUUUGGUUAUGAUCGGUGCUAUGUUUUUGGUUCCAGAAUCUCCACGUUACUUGGUUGAAAAAGGUUUAAUUGAAGAAGCUAAAAGAUCCGUUGCUAAAUCAAACAAGGUUACAGUUGAUGAUCCAGCUACUAUUCAAGAAGUUGAAUUGGUUCAAAUCGCUGUUGAUGCUGAAAGAGAAGCAGGUACUGCUUCUUGGGCUGAAUUAUUCCAUACCAAGACCAAAGUUUUCCAACGUACUUUAAUGGGUGUUGUCGUUCUUGCUUUACAACAAUUGACUGGUUGUAAUUAUUUCUUUUACUAUGGUACCCUUGUUUUCAGUGCUGUCGGUUUAGAGGAUUCUUUCCAAACGUCUAUUGUUUUCGGUAUUGUGAAUUUUGCCUCUACAUUUGUUGCUUUGUAUGUUGUUGAUAAAUAUGGUCGUCGUACUUGUUUAUUAUGGGGUGCUGCUGGUAUGGUUUGUUGUAUGGUUGUGUUUGCAUCAGUUGGUGUUACAAGAUUAUGGCCUCAUGGUAAAGGGAAUGGAUCAUCCAAAGGUGCUGGUAACUGUAUGAUCGUUUUCUCCUGUUUCUUUAUUUUUUGUUUUGCUACUACUUGGGCUCCAAUUCCAUUCGUUAUUAUCUCUGAAUCUUUCCCAUUGAGAGUUAAGGCCAAGGGUAUGGCGUUAGGUACAGUUUCUAAUCAAAUGUGGAAUUUCUGUAUUGGAUUUUUCACACCUUUCAUUACCGGUGCUAUUGAUUUCUACUACGGUUAUGUGUUUAUGGGUUGUUUAGUCUUUGCCUACUGUUACGUGUUUGCAUUUGUUCCAGAAACCAAGGGUUUACAAUUGGAAGAUGUUAACGUUAUGUGGGAAGAAGGUGUUUUACCAUGGAAAUCUGCAUCUUGGGUUCCACCAUCUCAAAGAGGAGAUACGUAUGAUGCAGAUGCUUUAGCUACUGAUGACAAACCACUUUACAAGAGAAUCUUUAGCAAAAAUUAA